AUGGCGCGCCGUCUUUUCGCCUGUUUCGGCGGUAAGAAAUCUUCAUCCUCCGCGAGUAGAUCCGUCCCCGGGAACAAUUCCGCCGUCGUCGACGCAGAAAUCACAGCCGGCGACGGACCCGUUCUCGUCCAGCUGUUCUCGUCGCAGGGAUGCAAGACGUCGCCGGCGGCGGAGAUGCUGAUGUCCCGUCUCGGACGAGGCGAUUUCGACGCCCAGAUCCGCGGCGACGCCGGCGGAGACGGUAGAUCUGGAUCUCCGGCGAUGGUUCUGGUCUUCCACGUCGAUUACUGGGACUACAAGGGCUGGAAGGAUCCGUACGGAUCGAGCCAGUGGACGGUGAGGCAGAAGGCGUACGUGGAGGCGUUGAAUCUUGACACGAUGUUCACUCCGCAGCUCGUGAUCCAAGGCCGCUCUCAAUUGAUCGGAAACGAGGAAGAGACUCUGCUCAAAUCGAUCUCGGAAGCACCAAAGUUUCCUUCUCCAGCCUUCCGGGCGACAUUCCAGAGACCGACCUCAGAGACACUGCAAGUAUCACUGACGGGAGCUCUGAGGAUGAAAGUAGACGGGAACGGGAUAGACGUAAUGGUGGCGAUAUACGAGACGGGGCUAGUGAACGACUGUGAAAGAGGAGAGAACGAAGGAAGAAUGCUGUCGAACGACUACGUCGUGAGAAAGAUGGAGAAGAUGUGCACUGUGAAAGACGUGGCGGCGAAGAAGACAGUCUCGGGGACUGCUCAUUUCACGCUCUGGGAUGGAUUCAACUGCAACAAGUGUGGAGUCGCCGUCUUUCUUCAGAACUCGUCUCUUCAGAUUUUCGGUGCGCAGAGUUUUAAGCUGAAGUUGCCUGAUGAGAUUUGCGCUAAUCCCUAA
Molecule: messenger RNA, 870 nt
Organism: Microthlaspi erraticum
Lineage: Eukaryota; Viridiplantae; Streptophyta; Magnoliopsida; Brassicales; Brassicaceae
Source: the annotation of a GenBank genome assembly